Molecule: messenger RNA, 889 nt
Organism: Nyctereutes procyonoides (raccoon dog)
Lineage: Eukaryota; Metazoa; Chordata; Mammalia; Carnivora; Canidae
Product: glutathione S-transferase A4-like
Exons: 1
Coding region: 77-754 (225 amino acids)
Biological process (GO): glutathione metabolic process; xenobiotic metabolic process
Molecular function (GO): glutathione transferase activity
Source: RefSeq, a predicted model, not a curated record
GCUGCAGACCGCUCGCCGAGCGCUUCGUAGGGCUCCGGGUGCUGCGAGCCGACGCCAGAAAGCCUGAAAAGCCAUCAUGGCAGCGAAGCCCAAGCUCCACUAUCCUAAUGGAAGAGGCCGGAUGGAAUCCGUAAGAUGGGUUUUAGCUGCCGCUGGAGUCGAGUUUGAUGAAGAAUUCUUAGAAGCUAAAGAACAGUUGCAGAAGUUGCAGAAGUUGCAGGAUGGUAACCACCUGCUGUUCCAACAAGUGCCCAUGGUUGAAAUUGAUGGAAUGAAGUUGGUGCAGACCCGAAGCAUCCUCCACUACAUAGCGGAUAAACACCACCUCUUUGGCAGGGACCUCAAGGAGAGAACCCUGAUUGACAUGUACGUGGAGGGGACGCUAGAUCUGCUGGAACUGAUUAUCAUGCAUCCUUUUCUAAAACCAGAUGAUCAACAAAAGGAAGUGGUUAACAUGGCCCAGAAGGCUAUAAUUAGAUACUUUCCUGUGUUUGAAAAGGUUUUAAGGGAUCAUGGGCAAAGGUUUCUCGUUGGUAACCAGCUGAGCCUUGCGGACAUUAUUCUACUCCAAACCAUUUUGGCUCUAGAAGAGAAAAUCCCCAAUAUCCUGUCUGCAUUUCCUCACCUCCAGGAGUUUACAGUGAAAAUAAGUAAUAUCGCUACAAUUAAGAAAUUCCUUGAACCUGGCAGCAAGAAGAAGCCUCCUCCGGAUGACAUCUACGUGAGAACUGUCUACAAUAUCUUUAUGCCAUAAACAUCACAUACAUCUGAGUGAGAGCUAGCCCCUAGAGAUUGCAGUUCCACAGUAGCAUCUUAAUUGAUGCCAGGCUGCCCUGAUCCCAGCUCUGUCAUGGUGCUAUGUAUAACUGUUCCUCAGUUGGGUCUUUCA